This is a messenger RNA of Amphiprion ocellaris (clown anemonefish), 1559 nucleotides long. It is a transcript of the gene capslb, whose product is annotated as calcyphosine-like b. The record is from RefSeq and is a predicted model, not a curated record. Bases 93 to 719 code for a protein of 208 amino acids. The transcript has 5 exons. Lineage: Eukaryota; Metazoa; Chordata; Actinopteri; Pomacentridae. Gene Ontology annotation, molecular function: calcium ion binding.
GGCGGCCUCGCAGUGAAACAGAAAAAACAACAGCUAAAAACACACACCGAGAGAACACACACACUCUCUGCAGGCUUCAGUCUAUUACAGGGAUGGCGGGGACAUCCAGACACGACCAUGAGAUGGCGCUGAAGGCGAAGCGUCAGCUGUCGGCGUGUUCGGACCCGGUAGAGAAGCUCCGCCUCCAGUGUCUGACACGGGGUUCUUCAGGGAUCAAAGGCCUGAGCAGAACCUUCAGGAUCAUGGAUGACAACAGCAGCCGCUCUCUGGACCUGAAGGAGUUCCUGAAGGGUCUCAGUGACUUUGGGCUUCUGCUGGAGAAGGAGGAGGCCACGCAGAUGUUCCAGAAGUUGGACCGCGACGGCAGCGGAGCCAUCGACCUGGACGAAUUCCUGGUGGCUCUCAGGCCGCCCAUGUCCAAGGCCAGGAAGCAGGUGGUUCUGGAGGCCUUCAGGAAGCUGGACCAGACAGGGGAUGGGGUGAUCACGGUGGAGGACCUGCAGGGGGUCUACAAUGCCAAGCACCACCCCAGGUACCAGAACGGGGAGUGGACGGAGGAGCAGGUCUUCAGGACCUUCCUGAACAACUUCGACUCGCCGUACGACAAAGACGGGAAGGUGACCAAAGAGGAGUUCCUCAACUAUUACUGUGGCGUCAGCGCCUCCAUCGACAGCGACGUCUACUUCAUCCUGAUGAUGAAGAACGCCUGGAAGCUCUGAGAAGAACCACCAGCUGUUCCCACUUUAUUUCAUUCUGAUGUGUGGAUUUCUACCAACCUUCUGAAUUAGAAACCAUUAGAGCUGGAGACGUUUUACAUCCCAUAAUCCACGUAUUAAACCUAAAACAUGCAGUAGUUGUGUAAGUGUUCUUGUGCUGAGACCAAAUCUAAAAAACUAGAACGAAAGACCGAUUUUAAUAUUUAAAAAUCCCAAGUAAGACAUUUUUCUCUUGUGUCUUGUUUUGGUCAUUUUCUGUCUCAUUUUUGUGGUAUUCUCUCUUAUUUUUGUUGUGUUGUAUCUUUUUUUGUCAUUUUCUCUCUUCUUCUUGUGGUUUUGUGUGAACUGUGAAGAAUUGUAUGGAUCAGGAAGCUUUCAUUUGGGUGUUUUUCUUUAUUGUUCAUUAAAUGCAGCAUGAUUAAAUAAACGGUGCUUCUGAAUGUUCAGGAAGUGAAGAAUGAAUCGUCCGCUGUGUGCUGGAAGGUGCAGGUCGUGUUGGGUGUUAAAGCAGCAGCAUCGUGUCUCCAUGAUGACGACCGCAAACAAACAGCAGGGUUAGGUCGCCAUGACGACACGUCCACUCCUCCCUCCAGACACGAUGUGAUUCAUCCUCUGACAGAUCUGAGCAGCUUCUGAACAUCCAGCCGAGGUUUCUGCAUGUUGGUGAUGGAAACAGAGAAGCAGUGGUUGGAUCUCUUGAGGUUCCUCCAGCAGACAGCAUUGAGACGUGUGGAGAUAGAAGAACAAUCAGUGGCAUCAAAAGCAAUCAGACAGGUUACAUCUAGCAUUAAAGUCCUCCAUUUUUACUGACAGACUGAAGUGUUGUCCUGUGAGUCUAAUUGA